UUAUUAUCUGUCCUCCCGCGGCGCGGCGCUCACAAGUGCGUCGCCGCCUUUACAUAUUCGCCGGGAAGAUUCCUUUUUAUCUCAACCAGUGGAAGGCACACUUUACAGUUCCCUUUCCCUUCUGCUCUGUUCUUCUCUGGUGCUUCGCUUCUUGUCUUCUAUUUGGGUUUCCUCCGCCCACACGCUUCCCCGUCGCAAAGCCAGCUAGCUCUUUUCCUUCGUCUUGAUGGAUUCCUGAGAGGUUCCUCUGGGUCGUCGGGCUCAUGGCGACUGUCGAGGAUCUUGGCGUCUCGGCGUUCAUCAACAUUUUGAGCGCAUUCGCAUUCCUCGUCCUUUUCGCUGUCCUCCGGAUUCAGCCCAUCAACGAUAGGAUUUACUUUCCGAAAUGGUACAUUACCGGCGGGCGCAAGAGCCCCGUGGUGUGCGGCUGCGGGGUCAGCAGGUUCGUCAAUCUCAAUCUCUCGACCUACUUGACGUUCCUCAACUGGAUACCUGGAGCUCUUAGGAUGAGUGAGUCUGAGAUUAUUCAUCAUGCUGGGCUGGAUUCCGCUGUCUAUCUCCGGAUCUAUAUUAUCGGGCUAAAGAUUUUUGUGCCAAUCACAGUCCUUGCACUGUUGAUACUAAUUCCAGUUAAUGUAUCUGGUGGUACACUAUUAAACAUCAACAGAAAUAUCAUGUUCAGUGACAUUGAUAAGCUUUCAAUUUCAAAUGUUAGUAAUGGAUCUCAAAGAUUCUGGAUUCACAUUUUGAUGGCAUACUUGUUCACAUUAUGGACCUUGUAUGUUCUCUACAAGGAAUAUGACAAUGUAGCAUUUAUGAGGUUACAUUUUCUAGCGUCUCAGCAUCGCCGAGUUGAUCAAUUUACUGUUGUAGUGAGAAAUGUGCCACAUGUUUCAGGACAUUCCAUCUCGGAGAGUAUUGAACAAUUUUUUCAAAGAAACCACCCUGACCAUUAUAUAGGACACCAGGCUGUGUACAAUGCAAACAGAUUUGCCAGACUGGUGAGGCAGAAGGAAAGAUUACAAAAUUGGUUGGACUAUAACCAACUGAAAUAUGAAAGACAUCCAGAUAAAAGGCCAACCACUAAGGGAGGGUUUUUAGGCCUUUGUGGUGAAAAAGUGGAUGCCAUCAAUUAUUAUAGAGAAAAAAUUAGUGAGCUUGACGAAAAGAUAUCAUAUGAGCGCCAAAGAAUUCUUAAAGACCCCAAAGCUAUAAUGCCUGUAGCAUUUGUUACAUUUGACUCAAGAUGGGGAGCAGCUGUGUGUGCCCAAACACAGCAAAGUAAGAAUCCCACUCAAUGGUUGACAAAAUGGGCACCCGAACCACGUGAUGUAUACUGGGAAAAUCUACCAAUUCCAUUUGUUUCUCUCAGCAUUCGAAGGCUUCUAAUAUCAAUACUAGUCUUUUUGUUGGUUUUCUUUUAUAUGAUCCCCAUCGCAUUUGUGCAAUCACUAGCAAAUCUGGAGGGUCUUGAAAGGGUUGCUCCUUUUCUAAGGCCAGUAAUUGAAACAAAGGUGGUCAAGAGCUUCUUGCAAGGUUUUCUGCCUGGUCUAGCUUUAAAAAUAUUUUUAUACAUUCUUCCAGCAGUUCUGGUAAUGAUGUCCAAAAUGGAAGGUUAUUUUUCACUAUCAUCGAUUGAAAGAAAAGCAGCAGCAAAGUAUUAUUACUUUAUGUUGGUGAAUGUGUUUUUUGGAAGUAUCAUAGCUGGAGCAGCCUUUGAACAACUUUAUUCAUUUAUUCAUCAAUCGCCUACUCAAAUCCCAGCAACCAUUGGUGUGGCAAUACCAAUGAAAGCUACAUUCUUUAUGACCUAUAUUAUGUUGGAUGGUUGGGCAGGAAUUGCAAGUGAGAUUCUUCGACUCAAGCCACUGGUCAUAUACCAUCUCAAGAACAUGUUUAUAGUAAAGACCGAAAGAGAUAGAGAAAAAGCUAUGGAUCCUGGAAGUAUUGAUUUUCCUGAAAACCUUCCAUCAUUGCAACUAUAUUUUCUUCUCGGACUAGUUUACGCAGUUGUCACACCAGUCCUCCUUCCCUUUAUCCUAGUAUUCUUCGCCUUGGCUUUUCUUGUGUAUCGUCACCAGAUUAUUAACGUUUAUAAUCAAGAAUACGAAAGUGCCGGGGCGUUUUGGCCGUUCGUGCAUGGUCGUAUAGUCGUAAGCUUGUUGAUAGCCCAAUUGACUCUUAUUGGUUUGCUCAGCACAAAGAAAGCAGCCAAUUCGACGCCUUUACUCACCGUGCUACCUGUAUUUACAAUAUGGUUCCACAGAUACUGCAAGAGCCGAUUUGAACCUGCUUUCAGAAAGUAUCCGCUCGAGGAAGCAAUGGAAAGGGACAUAAUGGAGCGGGAAUCUGAACCAAACUUGAACCUUAAAGCCUACUUAGCAGACGCAUACUUGCACCCCAUUUUUCACUCAUUCGAUGACGAUGAAGAAGAGAAGGUUGAAGUCCGAGUAGACAAAGGCCAAUCACAUCUUUCCUCGCCUUCUAGGAGUGAAAUGAGCACGGAAUCCCCUCCUCAUUAUGUCUACCAUUAUGAAUUUGAACCAUGACAAACUAACUCGCUUUACAGGACUGUCUGAUCCUUGACGUCAGAUGUAAAUCCGCAUUCGGUUUGUUGCUCGGCCCUAGCUUGUGAUCCAGCUUUCUUUUCUUAUUCAAUAUAAUGCUUCUUCGCCUUGAAGUUAGCUUUCGUCCA
This is a messenger RNA of Zingiber officinale, 2695 nucleotides long. RefSeq names its product CSC1-like protein At1g32090. The record is from RefSeq and is a predicted model, not a curated record. Gene Ontology annotation, molecular function: calcium-activated cation channel activity. The transcript is spliced from 11 exons. NCBI's taxonomy places the organism in Eukaryota, Viridiplantae, Streptophyta, Magnoliopsida, Zingiberales, Zingiberaceae. Gene Ontology annotation, cellular component: plasma membrane. The coding region runs from base 264 to 2549 and encodes 761 amino acids.